Molecule: messenger RNA, 765 nt
Organism: Vespa mandarinia (Asian giant hornet)
Lineage: Eukaryota; Metazoa; Arthropoda; Insecta; Hymenoptera; Vespidae
Product: chymotrypsin-1-like
Biological process (GO): proteolysis
Molecular function (GO): serine-type endopeptidase activity
Source: RefSeq, a predicted model, not a curated record
AUGGCACGUAGAAAUUUUCCAAUCGUUAUUUGCCUUUUGGCAGCUGCCAUCGGCGCUGUACACGGUGAGGCACCUGAAGCUUUAGUCGGCGCUUCACUCGCUAAAGAUAACGAAUUUCCAUACUUGGUAUCCAUAAGAUUGAAUAAUUAUUUACACUGUGGUGGUGCUAUCAUUGAUGAAUAUCAUAUCCUUACCGCCGCUCAUUGUAUUGUACCUUUAUUAAGCAAAAAACCUGGUGAGGUAACCAUUGUUACUGGUACGAAUAAUCUUUACUCUGGCGGUCAACUUUACAAACCAAAAUUAUACGUCGCUCAUCCUGACUAUGACUCCGAUAAAGCUUGGGUAAAUGACAUCGGUGUAAUCAAGCUUUCCAGCGCAAUUCAAUUCAAUGAUCGUGUAAAACCUAUUGCUCUUCCAAACACAAUGCCACCAGUUAACGUUCAGGCUUUGAUCGGUGCUUGGGGUGCAACAUCUUCACCACCAAGGAAUAUCUCUCCUUUACUUAGAACAUUGAAACUCAAAUUAUUGUCUCAAAAGGAAUGUCAGCGCUUUUUCAAAGACAUAGUUAUCCAUUCGAAUCAAAUCUGUACUCUGGUUCAAAGGAACGUUGGCACGUGUUCAGGUGACAGUGGCAGUCCAUUAGCCUACAAUAAUUAUAUAAUCGGUGUCGUCUCCGGUGGAAUACCUUGCGCCCAAGGAAUCCCUGACAUCUUUACUAACGUUUACAGUCAUCUUAGCUUUAUCUUAGAUGCCUUGUCUCGUUAA